Molecule: messenger RNA, 946 nt
Organism: Dioscorea cayenensis subsp. rotundata (Guinea yam)
Lineage: Eukaryota; Viridiplantae; Streptophyta; Magnoliopsida; Dioscoreales; Dioscoreaceae
Product: ras-related protein RGP1
Exons: 2
Coding region: 151-825 (224 amino acids)
Cellular component (GO): endosome
Molecular function (GO): GTP binding; GTPase activity
Source: RefSeq, a predicted model, not a curated record
AACUGACUGUGCCUCGGGAUCUGGUCACCUUGAGAACCUCCAUUUCUCCAACUCUUUAACAGAGAGAGAGAGAGAGAGAGAGAGAGAGAGAGAGCUUCGUGCUUGGAUUCAGUGGAGGAAGAGAGCUCCGCGGAGAGAAUAAAGGGGAUCAUGGCGAACUCAUACGCGGAGCUGAACCAGAGGAUUGACUACGUCUUCAAGGUGGUGCUCAUCGGAGACUCGGCCGUGGGAAAGUCGCAGUUGCUGGCGAGGUUCUCGCGUGACGAGUUCAGCCUCGAUUCCAAGGCCACCAUAGGGGUAGAGUUCCAGACCAGAACCCUUGCCAUCGAUCACAAGACCGUCAAGGCUCAGAUCUGGGACACGGCCGGCCAGGAGCGGUAUAGGGCUGUGACAAGUGCAUAUUACAGAGGAGCAGUAGGAGCAAUGCUAGUGUACGACAUAACCAAGCGUCAAUCCUUUGAUCACAUCACAAGGUGGCUAGAAGAAUUGCGGGGGCAUGCUGACAAGAACAUCGUGAUCAUGCUUGUUGGUAACAAGUGCGAUCUUGGAACUCUCCGAGCAGUCCCUACUGAAGAUGCAAAGGAAUUUGCGCAACGUGAAAACCUCUUCUUCAUGGAGACCUCUGCUCUAGAAUCCACUAAUGUUGAAUCCGCUUUCCUUACAGUCCUUACAGAGAUAUACCGAAUUGUCAGCAAGAAAUCCCUCGUGGCCAAUGACGAGCCGGAAUCUGUAGGAAGCUCAAGCCUACUGAAGGGAACAAAGAUUGUCGUCCCCGGUCAAGAGCCACCGGGUGCAGCAAAGUCUGCUUGUUGUAUGUCCACAUAGGUUUUCACUAGUUGUACUGACACUGUUCUUCUUCAUGUUCAAUGCUUCUUUCUUGUCUGUUUUCACAGUGGUUUUGUUUGCAUAUAUUGUUUUUGUCUUAAUGAGCAGUCAUUUUUUUUUU